UGUUUAAAGAACAAACCCAAACAAACAUCUUUUUCUUUUCCUUUCACGCGCGUUACAUUUUUUACAAUUUUAUUUAUUUACGUGACUAUUAAUUUUAUUAUAUUUUUUGCAUUUUUUUCUUGUGUUUGUUUGCCCGUAACAUUGUUGUGCGAAAAAUUAAACAAAAAAUAACUGAAAUAAAAAUGCAACUUUAUCUUUGCUUAUAAUCUCUGUCGGCAUUUUUCUUUUACAAAAACUAGCAAGUAAAUGAAUUUAUUGUUAAAUUUUUCCGCGCAAAGAGUUGAAACAAUUUUUUAUAUUAAGAUAAAUUUUACAGUAUUAUUAGAAUAUUUUAUAUCUGUAAAUUCUGUCUAAAUAUGUAUUGUUUUAUUUUUUUGCUUUUGCCAAAAAAGAUUAUGGCAAAUCUAGGACAUUCCUUCCAAAAAUUUCCUUUCGGUCUGAAAACGAAUUUUCGUUUAGAAAAAAUUGGCCAUGGGCUCCAUAAAUUUUUUAACGACGUAAAUCUUCGUACUGGAUCUAGACAACAACCUAGUUGGAGUGUAGAUUCUUCUCUUGCAGAAAUUGCUUCUCUUCAAUUAGAAUUUCGUGAUUUAGCCCGACUUGUUGAGAAUGAUACUUACGAGACAUUAUCUUUUCGUGUCUCGGAACAUAUUCACGACCAACCUUGUAAUAAACAAUUUGGGUUAUGUCCCAUGUUUAUUUCCCCAACUGAUGGACGUUUUCGAGAACCUGGCACUUUAACUUUUGGUGCUAGAGCUGAUUCUUAUUAUGAAUAUUUGCUAAAACAAUGGUUACAAACUGGGAAAACAAUUGACUGGUUAGAGAAAGAUUAUAGAAGGGCGAUGGAUUCUAUGCAAAAUAAAUUGUGGAAAGGGACUGUUUCUGGGAAAUUAUAUUUUGUUGGUCAGUUUUUGAAUAUUUUGGUGGAUAAUUUAUAUUUUUCUCUUUUUUUCUCAGGAGAACAAACAACGGAAUCAUCAAAUUCUUUAAUUAAAUUUUCUCCAAAAAUGGACCAUUUAGUUUGUUUUCUUGCUGGCACUUUAGCACUUGGUACUCAACAUGGAAUGCCCUCUAUACAUUUGGAAAUUGCUAAAAAUCUUUCUCAAACAUGUCAGGCAAUGUAUGAAAAUCCUACAGGAUUGGGACCUGAAAUUGCUUGGUUUAAUAUUAUUGAGAAUGAAGAAAAUAAAAAGACUACUGAUAAUGAUGGUUAG
This is a messenger RNA of Meloidogyne enterolobii, 1214 nucleotides long. The record is from the annotation of a GenBank genome assembly. NCBI's taxonomy places the organism in Eukaryota, Metazoa, Nematoda, Chromadorea, Rhabditida, Meloidogynidae.